Messenger RNA from Notechis scutatus (mainland tiger snake), 1170 nucleotides. Lineage: Eukaryota; Metazoa; Chordata; Lepidosauria; Squamata; Elapidae. The record is from RefSeq and is a predicted model, not a curated record.
UCUAACCCGGAAGUGAAAGCUACUUAAGCGCUUUUGGCCUAGUACAUUCCAGCGGCAAGAAGGCGACGCAGUAAAUAAGGCCUUGGUCGCUCGGGCGAUUCGGUGCCCCUCGGCGGCUGAUGAAGCGAGAGGGAGUCGAAACGGCACGGGAUUUUGAACCACAAAGACUUCAGUCAUGGAUUUUCAGCACCGUCCAGGUGGAAAAACGGGGAGUGGAGGUGUUGCCUCAGCCUCAGAAAGCAAUAGGGACCGCAGAGAGAGGUUGAGGCAACUCGCCUUGGAAACGAUAGAUAUCAAUAAGGAUCCCUAUUUUAUGAAAAAUCACUUGGGGUCUUAUGAAUGUAAACUUUGUCUGACACUGCACAACAAUGAGGAGAACAACCAAGCUCAAGCAGGCCUGCUCUUUCUGUCCCUCCCCUUCUUUUUAUCCUCGGCUGUUCUCCAUAUGAGGAGGCAGUCGGGUUUGUUGGAUUUAAGCGGUCCUCCCACCUUCCCGUUCUUCUGGCUCCGCACCCCACAGAUCGAUUACCCAGAGAUCGCUGAAAGUAUCAUGCCGAGGCACCGCUUUAUGUCAGCGUACGAGCAGAGAAUUGAGCCUCCCGACCGGCGUUGGCAAUACCUUUUGAUGGCAGCAGAGCCCUAUGAGACCAUCGCUUUCAAGGUGCCCAGUAGGGAGAUUGACAAAGCUGAAGGCAAAUUCUGGACUCACUGGAAUCGAGAAACAAAACAGCUCCUCCUUCAGUUCCCUUUCAAGAUGGAGAAGCCACCUGCUCCUCAAAGUAUCCCACCUCCAGCUACCGUGAAGCGGCCUCCUCCCCCCCCCACGAAUGGCCUGCCCCCCCCCCCCCCCCCCCCCGAACCCGCCCCACCCCCUCCUCCUGGGGGCAUGGUUAUGCCUCCCAUGCCUCCCCCGACAGGACCGCUGCCCCCAGGCCCACCCCAGUUGCCCCCAGCCCCCGGCGUCCCUCCUCCUGCUCCAAUGCCCCCAAUGCUGAGACCCCCUCUCCCCACGGAAGGACCGGGGAGCAUUCCUCCACCACCCCCUACCAGUUGAAAAGUCUGCGCUUCCUGUCCUUCCCUGGCACCAUUUUUUUUAAAAGGCACCAGUUGAUCUUGUCUCGUUUCUUUCCUUGUGUACUUUUUAAAUACAUCAGUGGCUUCAGUUCAGAA